This is a messenger RNA of Aricia agestis (brown argus), 1965 nucleotides long. RefSeq names its product E3 ubiquitin-protein ligase RFWD3-like. Bases 152 to 1900 code for a protein of 582 amino acids. The record is from RefSeq and is a predicted model, not a curated record. Gene Ontology annotation, molecular function: ubiquitin protein ligase activity; protein binding. Gene Ontology annotation, biological process: protein ubiquitination; interstrand cross-link repair. Gene Ontology annotation, cellular component: nucleus. Lineage: Eukaryota; Metazoa; Arthropoda; Insecta; Lepidoptera; Lycaenidae. The transcript has 2 exons.
UAUCGGUAAAAGUUUAUAAAUUAAAAUAAUCUAACUUUACAAUAAUAAUUAUAAAAUGGUCUCUACCCGCGAAAACGUGUAUAGAACAAUUUUUUCUAAUUUGUGUUAUAAUUUUAGCAGACGAUGAAAUAACCCUUCAGAAAUUUGAAGAAUGGACGAGAAUCAACAAAGUAAUGACGAGCGUUCAGAAAGUCCAAGCAUCCUGCAACCGAGCCCAGACAAUGAAGCUAUUCAGGAUGACAAUGUUUUUCUCGACCAAUCUGGAUCUGUCAACGAACCAUACAGUGAAAACGCUCUGUUCAACAUACAAUCUACAUUCACUGAAGAUUCCAGUGAUGCUCCUCAAAAUGCCAGACAUACAGUGGAAAGAGAGCAGCAACCUACCUCAUCACAAUCCAAUGAUGUGCCAGAUCUAAUCUCGAGUAGAGGAGUGGCCCCUGAGGAAGACUCAUGUUCAUCAGAAGCACAAAAUACUGAUUCAGUAGAUGAACCCCCAGCAAAACUCCGAAGAAUAAACUCGCCAGUCAAUGAAGUGGAUGGUGAGACCUGCCCUAUUUGCUUGGACUCCUGGGGAAACUCCGGGGAGCACCGGCUCGUGGCCCUCAAGUGUGGGCAUCUAUUUGGCUCCCAGUGUGUAGAGAGAUGGCUCAGGGCACAGAAUUCUAAAGACAGAACAUGUCCCACCUGCAAAAGUAAAGCGAGUUUGAAAGAUAUUAGGUGUAUAUAUGCCAGGAGAUUAGUAGCUGCGGAUACUACGCAAAUUACAGAGUUACAGAAGCAGGUUGAAAUACUGCAGAGCGAAAAGAAUAGGACCGAACUGGAGCUACAAAAAUCAAAAAUAGCUCACAGGGCAUGUGUCAUGCAGCUGGAAGUGCUGAGGAGUACCCUGCUCAAACAACAGGGAAGCAACGAUCAACCUCUCAGGAAGACUUGGAGAUUCGCUUUGGAAAAGAAUCUGGAAAUCUGCAAAGACGGUGGCUGCAGAGUUGCCACAUACAACUGUAGAACUUAUGAGCUGUAUGUCUCACAAAAGAGCACCAACAAUUUGUUCCCUGGGUAUGGCAUCAGAAAAAUCAAUUGUAUCGAUUACAAACUAGGACAAUUUGUUCAUCUGCACCCGAAAGCUAUUCGGGACAUGACAUACUCUCAACCUAGAGACUUGCUCUUGAGUGUAGGUCUGGACAAUUCCGUCCGUGUAGUAGAGAGGGGAUUACCCACAGCUACAAUUCAAUGCGGUGUUCCUCUCUGGUCGGUCUCUUGGGACUACUUGCGCAGCAAUGAGUUCUACGUAGGAGGAGUGGGUGGAGUCAUUCAUCAGUAUGACAUCAGAAACCCAGGCUCUUACAUCCAGAGGUUAACCCCUCCGGGUGACUUGUCUCCGGUUGUUUCAUUGUGCUCCACCGAAUAUGGUCUUCUGUCGUGUCAGCUGAAUUCUUGUUGGCUGUGGGUCGCACAAAGAAGAUGUUGGGAGCCCCGAUCCCUUCCCGUCGACGGUCCCUUCAUGUCGCUCUGCUACGACAAUGACUCUCACCGUGCUAUAGUGGCGUGCCGGCCAGUUGGCAAUGAAAAGUCUAAAUUAACCGUUUGUAAGUUAAAAUCGAGUCCAUCUAGUGGUGAGGUCCUUUUUGAUGUGGAACGGACACUUUUGGGAUCCUCCAGAUCGACAGUCAUGUCCAGGAGUGCCUGGGUGAAGGCUACGGGUGCGACAUGGGUCGCCUCACAUUCUGAAAGUGAAUCGUGUUUGAAUCUACAUGGAUUAGAUGGAGCUAGGACAAUAAGUUUGCCAGCAGCUGAGCCGGCGUUAGAUGUAUAUGCUACUCAAAUAAAUGGCGAUACGUUACUAGCAGCUCUUUCUGAUUCACGAUUACGAAUAUACAAAGCUUUGUCAACAAACUAUUGAUAUUGUGAAUUUUAUUUGUUUUGAAUUUGUAUGAUGUUAAAUCCAAUAAAUAAUGUUUGUGUAAA